This is a messenger RNA of Sarcophilus harrisii (Tasmanian devil), 2434 nucleotides long. Its product is annotated as cilia- and flagella-associated protein 251-like. The record is from RefSeq and is a predicted model, not a curated record. NCBI's taxonomy places the organism in Eukaryota, Metazoa, Chordata, Mammalia, Dasyuromorphia, Dasyuridae.
CAACACACACACACACAUACACUCCUUCAAGGGACAUCUAAUCCUAUUUGGAGAAAUCUUUAAGGGAAUAAAGUCCCUAUAAAGGAAAUAUACCUGGUUUUAAACAUUGCCAAUUCUUUUUUCAAAUAAAUAAAUUACAACCAUUAAUACAAAUAAGAUACUCAAUGUAAAGUAAAACAAAAAUAUACAAACUUAUUCUCAAAUUAUCCCAUUGAAUACAAAAUAGCACUUCAAUUAGACACAGAAGACAAAAAGCUGCAGCUUUCCCAAAAAAGGGUGCUUAUCUCAAACGUGGAGUCAAAAUUGGAAUUUGAGACUGAGGUGAGAGCCAGAUCUCUUCCUUCAUAGAGAAGCAGAGUUGUAGCUUCAAGAGAAACUUUCUUCCAGGUGGAAAAAAAAAUCUCACCAGGGCGCUCUCAAGAAAGGGGUGAUUCCCCAGGGGACCUACGGAGGAUCAAUUUCUCUCCUCCACUCUCACAACUACCACCUAACUAUCUCAAGUAAAAUUCAGCAAAAAUAAACUGAGGCAAAUUUCUUUGAGCAAGAUAGUUUUUUAUUAGUAGGGCACAAGUUUAUGAACAAAAUAGGUCAUUAACCGCCUCAGUUUCUAGGUCAAACAUCAUGAAAUGAAGACUGACACAUUUUUAUAAUAUUAGGACAAAGAACAGACCUGAAUAGAAGACAUUAUAGGGUUGAAGACAACAUGACUGGCUACAUAGCUGAGGUGUAGGGAAUAAUAUGAUUGAUUGGAAGUUGGGAAUAAUGGCUAGCAACAAUCUCCUCCUUCCCUUCUUGUAACUAAGAAUGAAUUAAGUUUAUUGUUUGAGUCCACCAGACAGGUCAAAAGAUAUUGGACCAAACUUGAUUGUGAAUCCCACUAUAGAACUCAUAUUUCCCCUUGUUAAUUCACAUAAUAAAUAGUAUAACUUUGUAAUCUGUGAUGGAUGUCUUGUUAUGGUUUUUCCAUGUUGUGAACUGAAUCGAUUAUGAUAUUUUUGCAUAAUCUUUUUUUUCAAUUUAUUGUUCUCCCAAAUCUAUUUCUAUGUACCCUUUCUGGUGCCCUUUAUACUUUCAAUAUUGUUUAAAUUUAUCACUAUUUUGAAAUUGUGAUAGUUAUUACAUACUGUGUAUGGUUGAUGCUUUCCUAUCCAUAAAUGCUAGCGCAACUUGGCUUGGCCACUCUACCAAAGGAUCUGGGGCACAAAAAGGUUGAGAAUCUUUGAUCUUGUCCAACCUGCAGUUUUUAGAUGUGAAAAAUGAGACCCAGAAGGGCAAUGUGGCUUCUUCAGGAUCACACAGAUAAUAAAUGAGGGGAAAAAAAUCAAGGUCCUCUGGUUCCAAAUUUAGUUUUUAAAUUAUUGGCAUAUUUUAUUUUGGCAAGAGAAUUGUUUCCUGACAAAUAAGCAGACUCCCUUACAAAGUAUAUUACACAAAAUGUUAAUCAAUCAGUGUAUAUAAAAUCAUGAAAUCAUAGAAGGGGCUUCAGAGAGCAUCUAUUCCAACUUCUUUAUUUCACAGAUGAGAGAACUGAGGCCAUACUUGCCCAAGUUCUGACAGGUAGUACUGGCAGAGCCAGGACUCCCCUUAUGCCUUGUGAUUGAAGAUGCAGCUAUCCCUGAACCAGUCUGCUUCCUUUAACUUGAAUUAGUGGACAUUGAUAUUAGCAUUGACCAGAGUUUUGUUGCCCAUGGUUAAAAUCUCCAGGAGAAAGAGAAAGUCCACUCCAGCCUUCAGAGUUCAGCCUUCCCAUUUAGGCCCUUCAGAUAUAGGAGAGAGAGAAGAAGAAGAAGAAGAAGAAGAAGAAGAAGAAGAAGAAGAAGAAGAAGAAGAAGAAGAAGAAGAAGAAGAAGAAGAAGAAGAAGAAGAAGAAGAAGAAGAAGAAGAAGAAGAAGAAGAAGAAGAAGAAGAAGAAGAAGAAGAAGAAGAAGAAGAAGAAGAAGAAGAAGAAGAAGAAGAAGAAGAAGAAGAAGAAGAAGAAGAAGAAGAAGAAGAAGAAGAAGAAGAAGAAGAAGAAGAAGAAGAAGAAGAAGAAGAAGAAGAAGAAGAAGAAGAAGAAGAAGAAGAAGAAGAAGAAGAAGAAGAAGAAGAAGAAGAAGAAGAAGAAGAAGAAGAAGAAGAAGAAGAAGAAGAAGAAGAAGAAGAAGAAGAAGAAGAAGAAGAAGAAGAAGAAGAAGAAGAAGAAGAAGAAGAAGAAGAAGAAGAAGAAGAAGAAGAAGAAGAAGAAGAAGAAGAAGAAGAAGAAGAAGAAGAAGAAGAAGAAGAAGAAGAAGAAGAAGAAGAAGAAGAAAAAGAAGAAGAAGAAGAAGAAGAAGAAGAAGAAGAAGAAGAAGAAGAAGAAGAAGAAGAAGAAGAAGAAGAAGAAGAAGAAGAAGAAGAAGAAGAAGAAGAAGAAGAAGAAGAAGAAGAAGAAGAAGAAGAAGAAGAAGAAGAAGAA